Paraglomus brasilianum is the source of this 1023-nucleotide messenger RNA. NCBI's taxonomy places the organism in Eukaryota, Fungi, Glomeromycota, Glomeromycetes, Paraglomerales, Paraglomeraceae. The record is from the annotation of a GenBank genome assembly.
AUGGGAGAUAGGUAUCUGAUUAUUGGCGGGGACGGCUUCCUUGGUCGCUGGAUAAUCGAACUGCUUCUCCGUCGUGAUGAGCCGAAUAUAUUUGUAUUUGACCUCCGAAGUCACUUUGACGACGUUAAAUACUUUAUAGGUGAUCUCACCAAGUAUGAAGAUAUUAAUAAUGCAAUAAAGCGGGGGCGGAUAUCCAUAGUCAUCAAUACUGUAUCGCCUCUAACGGGUCUUGGCGAUGAUAUUUAUUGGAAAGUGAAUGUUGAUGGAACUAAAAAUGUGAUUAGAGCUUGCAUUGAGAAUGGAGUGCAAAAGUUGAUUCAUACUAGCAGCGCUAGUGUACUAUUUGAUGGAGUUAGCGAUUUGGUAAAUGCUGAUGAGACAACACCUUAUCCAGAAAAAUAUGCGGAUGCAUAUAAUGAGACUAAGGCUAAAGCAGAGGCUCUUGUUCUUGAAGCGAAUGGAAAAAACAAUCUUUUGACCUGCGCUCUUCGUCCUUCUGCUAUAUUCGGUCCUAAGGACAGAACCUUAAUACCUGGUAUAAUUGCCGUAGUAAAAAGAGGGCAAACUAAGUUUCAAAUUGGAGAUAAUUCUAACCUGUUUGACUAUUCAUACGUGGAGAAUGUGGCAUAUGCACACAUUCUCGCUGCUGACAAGAUGGCGCCUGACAAUAAAAUUGGCGGAGAGGCCUUUCUAAUAACUAAUGGAGCCCCGGUCCCAUUCUGGGAUUUCCUUAGAUUUACAUGGGCGCAGUUUAAGCAUUACCCUCCAUUUGUUAUUAAAAUGCCGAGAUCGGUUGGGCUGACUCUUGCGAGCUUAGCUGAAUGGUCUAGCUACCUACAAGGGAAAGAGCCAGGAUUUACCAGGUUUAGAGUGAAGUUCUCUUGCGCAAACAGAUACUUUAAUAUAACCAAGGCCAAAACUAUUUUGGGAUAUGAACCGAUAAUUGGUCUGGAAGAAGGGCUGAGGAGAUCUUGUCAGUAUUUUAUAGAAGAGCUAAAUCAAGGACGACUUGAUUUUAAAUGA